AUGCGCUCGCUUUGCUCUGCGGACGCUGCUACCACUCCUGCAUUCCCCAUGAGUGCCAACACCAACAAGCUGGGGGACGGCACCUUCGGCAGCGUGUACUCUGUUAACUACGAGGGAAGGACGUGCGCCCUGAAGAUUCCUCGGCUCUGGACGUGCGUCUCCAACUUCGCAAAUGAGGUGCUGCUGAUGGAGCGCUUAGCGGGGGCCGGCGGUGCCCCUGAGCCCUUGGGCUUCUGCCCCGACGAGCUGGCUUUCCUCAUGACCUUCUGCGGAAAAUACACGUUGAAGGAGCAUUUGGCCCGAGCGGCGAACUCCGGCGGCCUCUCGCUCCAGCACGUCCUCAUCCUGGCCCUGCGCCUGACCGAGCGUCUUCAGGAGAUUCACCGUGCGGGCUUCAUCCACUGUGACCUGAAGUGCAACAACGUCACGCUUAAGCUGGACGCCGAGGGGAACCUCGAGUCCAUCCACAUCAUCGACUUCGGUCUCUCUUGCCGCGUUGGGGAUAGGCGCCCGUCCGGGUAA
Molecule: messenger RNA, 522 nt
Organism: Penaeus monodon (black tiger shrimp)
Lineage: Eukaryota; Metazoa; Arthropoda; Malacostraca; Decapoda; Penaeidae
Product: casein kinase I-like
Exons: 2
Coding region: 1-522 (173 amino acids)
Biological process (GO): protein phosphorylation
Molecular function (GO): ATP binding; protein kinase activity
Source: RefSeq, a predicted model, not a curated record